This is a messenger RNA of Lathyrus sativus (Indian pea), 1365 nucleotides long. The record is from the annotation of a GenBank genome assembly. Lineage: Eukaryota; Viridiplantae; Streptophyta; Magnoliopsida; Fabales; Fabaceae.
AUGAAUUCAUUCAAUCAGAAUCAUCAAAGUAGCAGCUUCAGGUACAAUCCAAACUCAAACAAGAUGAACAAUUUAGAUGAUGAUGAAGAUGAUGUUGAAUUUUCAGGUUUUCUAGAUAUAUAUGUUCAUCAUGCUAAGAAUAUUCAUAACAUAUGCAUAUAUGAUAACCAAGAUGUAUAUGCUAAAUUCUCUCUUACUUAUAACCCUGAUGAAACCCUCUCCACAAGAAUCAUCAAUAAAGGUGGAAAAAAUCCAAUUUUUAAUCAAAAUUUGAGGGUAAAGAUUAUUCAAGUGGAUGCUGUUUUGAAAUGUGAGAUUUGGAUGUUUAGUAAGUCAAGAAAUCACUUAGAAGAUCAACUUUUAGGGUUUGCUUUGGUACCAAUUUCACAAGUUUUUGGUAGAGGAAAAGUGACUCAAGAUUAUAGCCUUUCUUCCACUGAUCUUUUUCAUUCUCCUGCUGGAACUGUUCAAUUAACACUUUCAUUAGACACAUCUUUCGAAAUGAAUUCAAGUUUGAGUUCAAUACCGCAAUCGGCUACUAAAUCUUCAUCGAUAUCUUCUGAAGUUGUUUUGCUUGAUCCAAUUGAAUAUUCUAGAAUUGAAUUUCCUGAUAUCAAUGUGGUGAAUGAGAAUCAGAAAAUGGUUUAUGAGUACUUCAAUUCGGAAUAUUACGCUUCCGUUUCAAGGCCUAAUUUAGUAGGCUCAUUGCCAUUUCUUCACCUUGGUGGUUCUCCUGAAGUUGUUGUUGAUUGUGACAUGACAACGGAUUCGUCAGGCGAGAAUCACGAAUCCGUUAUUUCUCCAAAUGGGAGCAAUCACAAUUCUAGGUUUCCUAGCUCUACUACUACAAGCAUAAACGAUGAUAGAAACUCGAAUGAUUCUGUUGAGAAAAAGAGUAACUUGAGGGACGACUCAUCGAAUUCUUUCAAUGUCUUAGGCUCGGUUGAAGAUAAUCAGAAUUCUGUUGCUUGUCCAGAUACUCGGACUUCCAAGAAAGAAAGUGAAGUUGGAAAUGAAAACAAGGAGCUAAAAUUCUCGAGCACAGAAAUGGAGACUAAUAAUAAUGGUAGGAAUCUAGAAGCUGCAAAAUUCGGUCAAGUUUAUUCCGUUCCAUCUCGAAACAUCGAUAUGAAGGCUGAGCAAUCAUCUAUGCAGCAACAAAUAGUUGACAUGUAUAUGAAAAGUAUGCAACAAUUCACCGAGUCUUUAGCGAAAAUGAAACUACCGAUGGACCUUGAUCAUAAGCCUAAUAAUGAAGAUCAAGGUGAUGUGAUUCAAAAUCACAGCAACGUCAAAUUAGAAGCCGCUGAUAAGAAGAAAAGCGACGGAUCGCGUGUGUUUUAUGGUAGUCGAGCGUUCUUCUAG